This is a messenger RNA of Lytechinus pictus (painted urchin), 1576 nucleotides long. RefSeq names its product transforming growth factor-beta-induced protein ig-h3-like. The record is from RefSeq and is a predicted model, not a curated record. Lineage: Eukaryota; Metazoa; Echinodermata; Echinoidea; Temnopleuroida; Toxopneustidae. Gene Ontology annotation, molecular function: cell adhesion molecule binding. The transcript has 5 exons. The coding region runs from base 85 to 1110 and encodes 341 amino acids. Gene Ontology annotation, biological process: extracellular matrix organization; cell adhesion. Gene Ontology annotation, cellular component: extracellular matrix.
GUUCUUCUUAUCGGCACACCUUGUCACCACUGCGGCUUACCGGAACGUCUCUCCGUCUCGCCUUGCACCAUCAAAAAUCUAGUCAUGAAGUCUUUCGUCUUUAUCUUGGCCGUUCUCGUCGGGGCAGUUGUCGCAAAACCGAAGACGACCACUUCCGAUGACCUGAAGCAACAGAACAAGGACAUCUCGUCCAAGGAGUACCUUAAACGGGUCUUCCAGCACUCUGUGGUCUCUUACGUCGGAAGUGACGCCCAGGACAUCGUCGAGAAGCUACAAGAUCUUGGACUUCAUGAGGCAGCGACCAUCGCCAAGCAGGUAGAUCUGAAGCAGAUCAUCCGAGACAACGGCAUUUCACCCAUCACGUUGUGCAUGCCCAGUGACAAGGCUGUCCAGAAGUGGAGGCAGGAGCUCCCUGAAAGACGGAUGCCAGAGAGGGCGAUCUUAAAGAACCUGGUCAAGGCUUGGAUCGUUCCAAAAAGGGUCAUGUCAUCCGAGGUCACAAAUAACCAGAAGAUGGAGAGCUUGAAUGGCGCCAAACUGAGAUUUAACAUCUACAGAGAUGACGUCGAGGUAAUCACCAUUAACGGCGCUCGCAUCGUUGACGCCGAUAGGGCAUUCACCCAAGAAGUCAUCCAGGUAGUCGACAAGGUCAUCUAUCCACUUCCGAUUGGUGACGUCAUCGAAACCUUGAAAGAUAAUAAAGCCUUCUCCGUCAUAGUCGACCUCGUAAAACAAGCCGGAAUCGUACAAGAACUCGAAUCUGAUCCCAUCACGGUUAUUGUACCAACCAACGACGCCUUCCAAGCUCUCCCAUCCGGUGUCCUAGACGACCUCGAACGCGACACCGACAAACUCCGUAACCUGCUCAGAUACCAUGUGAUCUCUGAUGUCAGAUAUUCUGUCUCCUUGACGUCUGGACAGCGCAUCCGUGCUUCACAGGGAGAUGAAAUUUCAGUCUCCAGAAGGAACGACCAAAUUGUCCUGAACGAGCAGAGUGAGCAGUCGGAAGCUCCACGAGUGAUCUUACAGGAUAUCCCUACCACCAACGGAGUCAUCCAAGUAGUCGACCGGGUCGUUCUCCCGCCUCAAAGACACUUCGUUCUCGUUUAACCAGAUCAGACUGAUUAAACGCUGAUACGACCAACAAUAUUGAUUGAAUAAUUCUAUAUUUCGAUUAAAGAAAUUCUCUUCUAUACAUAAACAAGACAUAUUCGUUCUUUUUAUUUUCAGUGUGGUGAAGAUGAUGAGAAAUGUCUAAGAACUAGAACAAAAGAUAGCGAAUGGGGAAUGUGUUUUUGAUCCCUUUUGAUGCGGGUACAGAUUUGAAAAUGUUAGUGCUAUGUUUCUGUAAAAUGACUGGUUGUAGUUGGUGAACAAUUGUUUUUUAGUGUUAAACAUUUCCCUACUUUCAUUUCUUGUCCUCGUGAUAGUUGCUUUUCUGUUUCUCUUCACUACCCCCUUGCUUUUACAUUACAUUCCUUAACCUUUCCUCCGCCCUUCCUCACCACCCCUUGUCUUUCUCUCAACCCCCGUCUUUCUCUCACCCCCUCGCCUUUCUUUCCACCCCCUCGCCUUU